Messenger RNA from Saccostrea echinata, 489 nucleotides. RefSeq lists its product as uncharacterized. The transcript has a single exon. The record is from RefSeq and is a predicted model, not a curated record. NCBI's taxonomy places the organism in Eukaryota, Metazoa, Mollusca, Bivalvia, Ostreida, Ostreidae. Bases 1 to 489 code for a protein of 162 amino acids.
AUGAAAAGGUCGCGCGACAUUAAGAUCCGUACUCGUAAGUUCAAGGUCGGAGAUUUGGUGUAUUGGCGCCGCAAUGCGGGAAAGAAAGUUGAAUCUAUCUGGAAGGGUCCAGGUAUCAUAACCGAAGCCAAGUUCGACACAGUAUUUGUUGUAAAGUCUCGGAGAGAAGUCAAGGUCAUGCACCAUGACAAGUUGAAAAUGUGCAAGUCUAGACAACUCCCGAAAUGGCUAGUAUUAUAUAAAAGUAGGUUGUCUGGAGAAUCCGCAGUCCGAGACCGAGUUAGUUCUCCUACGAGUGAUGUAGCUCAGCCGCUGGGGGCAACGGGUUCAGGGGUAAGUCCUGGGGACCCAAGGAGUAAGGAAAAAACUAAAGUAGGCCCGCAGCCAGCGGAACAAGUAGGUCCAUAUCUGGGUACCCGGAAACGGGUAAGGGAAAUGUCAAACCAACCAAAUAAGCCCAGUACGCCCAAGAGACCUAAAGUCACUUAG